Messenger RNA from Capronia epimyces CBS 606.96, 3930 nucleotides. Its product is annotated as DNA excision repair protein ERCC-5. The transcript has a single exon. Gene Ontology annotation, molecular function: DNA endonuclease activity; single-stranded DNA binding. The coding region runs from base 1 to 3930 and encodes 1309 amino acids. The record is from RefSeq and is a predicted model, not a curated record. NCBI's taxonomy places the organism in Eukaryota, Fungi, Ascomycota, Eurotiomycetes, Chaetothyriales, Herpotrichiellaceae. Gene Ontology annotation, biological process: nucleotide-excision repair. Gene Ontology annotation, cellular component: nucleus.
AUGGGUGUGACAGGUCUUUGGACAGUGGUGGCGCCAACCGCGCGACCUACACAACUCGCCUCCUUGAAUCGUAAACGCCUUGCCGUCGAUGCGUCCAUAUGGAUUUAUCAGUUUCUCAAGGCGGUCCGUGAUAAAGAAGGCAAUGCACUGAGGAACAGUCAUGUGGUGGGAUUCUUCAGGCGGAUAUGCAAGCUGCUUUACUAUGGCAUCAAACCUGUUUUCGUCUUUGAUGGAGGAGCACCAAUCCUCAAGCGCGAGACUAUCAGGAGAAGAGCCCGACGACGAGAGGGACGACGGGAGGACGCGGCCCGUACAGCGGGGAAACUGCUUGCCGUGCAAGUCGCGAGGGCUGCGGAGGAGGAAGAGAAACGCCGAAGAGCAGAAAGAGAACGCACACCUGUGGAAGAGGAAUUGCCACCCGAACAGGAGCUUGUCUAUGUGGACGAGAUAGGCAUGACACAAGCUGAAAGACAGGCCGGUAGACGGUUCAGGAAAAAGGACCAAUAUCAUCUGCCGGAUCUCGACGUCAGUCUUGAAAACAUGGGCGCGCCCAAUGACCCGAGAAUCAUGUCACAGGCAGAACUUGAGGAGUAUGCUCGACAGUUCCAUAGCGGUGAAGACAUCAAUCUCUACGAUUUCAGCAAAAUUGACUUUGAAAGUCCGUUCUUCUUAUCGCUUCCGGCUGGUGAUCGCUACAACAUUCUCAAUGCCGCCAGAUUGCGCUCGCGGCUCCGCAUGGGCUAUUCCAAAGAACAGCUUGACGGCAUGUUUCCGGACCGGAUGGCAUUCUCGAAAUUCCAGAUUGAGCGGGUCAAGGAGCGAAACGAGCUUACGCAAAGACUAAUGCAUAUCAAUGGAAUGGCGGAAGAUUUCUUGAACCAAGGUGGUAGGAUUGCAGGUGAGAAGGGGAAGGAAUACAUUCUAGUGAAAAACGACGGUGUCGAUGGUGGUUGGGCACUGGGGGUUGUUUCAAACAAGCACGGUACCCGGAAAGAGAAUGCUAUCGACCUGGAAGACGAAGAGAAGUCGGUGGAUCUCAGUGCCGAGUCGGCAGAAGAGGAAGAGUUCGAGGAUGUUGCGAUUGAAGGGCUGAACCGGGUACCCAAAGCAUGGCAACGCAAACGGAAAGCUGCGGAUUACGACAAGUCCUACGACGAUGCUGUCGAGCAGAUUGCAAUGAAGCGGAAAGCAGUGUACGAAGCCAGAAGGGUCGUUGCCAGUGCUCCCCAGGCUCGUCCAAUUGCGGUUUCCGCGGGUACUGAUGCGGAUGAUGAAGCACUCUUUGUUCCGGAGGACAAGAUUGGCGAUGACGGUGACGAUGUCGACGCGCUUUUUGAAGACGUUCUGCCUCCAGAGCAUGCUGACGAAGAUGACGACCUGCAAAGAGCCAUUGCAAUGUCUCUGGAACCUUCAGAUGCUACCAGUGUUGAGGGCGGGUUCAUCGCGAGCGGAGUACCCGCAGCAGAAUAUCUUGAUCAAGAUGACGGAUUCGAUCUACAGGCUGCAUUGGCGGAGUCUAGACGGUCGAAGCCUGCAGGAAAAACCAAUGUCAGGCAUAGAGACACAGCAUCGAAAUCGACUGCGGAGAUGCCCAAAUUCGAUGGCCCGCUUCCUUUCGAGUCGUUAAACCUGGGACAGUCUCUGCUUGGCAAGAAGAAGUCGAAGAAGAUUGAGGAGGAUCUGUCAGGAGGAUUCGAUCGAAAUCUGGGUGAAGACGCUUUUCGAAAAGAGAGACCACCUCAGCCCGUGCCUUCUUGGUUCGAUGCCGCUCCCAGUACCAAAGAUCUCAAACACACGGCCGAUCCACAUGAUGAGGUUGACGAGGAUCAGGUGAUGGCGAGACCGGGAGCGUCUAAUAUGAGAGACACUAUCCGCCCAUCUAAGACGGAAGUCAUUGAUCUGGAAGCCGAAGAUGAAGAAGGCCUUCGCGAGAACCCUGUUGAUUUGGAUCAGGAGAGUGAGGUGGAAGAAGUCCUGCCUUCUCAGGAUGCGGACAAUGGAACAGCCAUUCCAAGCCAAGCGAAGACAGAUGAAGUGGAUGAGAUUGGUGGAGCCGAGGAUGCUGAGCGCCGCAAACGAGACGAAGAGCGCGAAAAACGCUACGAGCUUGCACGCCAGAUUGCGGCCGAAAAUGAGCGUGAGGACGACAUGGUGGACAAGGCACAAACUGAACCUCCACUGCCCUCUACGGUGCCUAGCGAUGUUCUCGAGCAGCCUCGCCCGGAAACAAAGUCUACGGAAGCAGCAGGGAGUGACUUUGAGGAGGUUGAAUGGAGUGAAUCUGAGCACGAACAACCUACGAGUCCCGGGUCACUCGGUACUAUGGACGAGACUUUAAUUGAAGAACCUACCCCUCAGCCUCCUACAGCGCCUGUUGGACAGGAUGACGAUGAAGGCGAAGCUUUUGAGGAUGUGGAUGUGGAGCCUCCAGCCCAACCAUCGCAGGUGUCGUUCGCAGGUGUUCAGGCAGCUGUCGGCGGCGACUUCACUGCAGCAGAGCCAGACAACGUCCCGCCCCCCGCCCAAGCCGAAGUCGCCGAAGAAGAAUUCGACUACCUCUCUGAAUCCGAAGAAGAGCUGAUGCGGCAACUAGCGGUUGAAGCCGAAGAGCAUGCACGGUUUGCCUCUUCCCUCCACAAUCAGAAGACCUCGGCCCAGGCCGUUCGCGACUACGAGACCGAAUUGAAACAACUGCGCAACCAGCAAAAGAAGGAUCGCCGUGACGCCGACGAGGUCACGCAGGUCAUGGUGCAAGAAUGCCAGGCUCUCCUCCGUCUCUUCGGACUCCCUUACAUCACCGCACCGAUGGAAGCUGAAGCACAAUGCGCGGAACUGGUGCACUUGGGCUUGGUGGACGGCAUUGUGACGGACGACUCGGACAUUUUCCUGUUCGGCGGGACCAGGAUCUACAAGAACAUGUUCAACGCGGCCAAGUUCGUCGAAUGCUAUCUGGCGUCGGAACUGGAAAAGGAGUUUUUGUUGGAUCGCCGCCGCUUGAUUAGUUUCGCCCACUUACUGGGAAGCGAUUAUACUGAAGGAAUCCCGGGGAUUGGACCGGUCACGGCACUCGAGAUACUUAGUGACUUUGAAACUCUUGAUGAGUUCCAAGAGUGGUGCACCAAGGUCCAGCUCGGACGGCCGCAGGACCUGGAAGGCCAGCUCACGACACCGUUCCGUCGCAAAUUCCGCAAGACAGUCCAAAAGCGAAUCUUCCUUCCGCCUGGAUUUCCGGACCACAGAGUUGAUGAAGCAUAUCUGCAUCCGGAGGUCGAUUCGAGUCCGGAGCCCUUCCAGUGGGGGUUGCCCGAUCUGGACAAGCUUCGAGGCUAUCUCAUGGCGACGAUCGGGUGGACUCAAGAACGGACAGACGAAGUCCUGGUUCCUGUCAUUAGGGAUAUGAAUAAGCGCGAGCUGGAGGGGACACAGAGCAAUAUUACUCGGUUCUUCACCGGUGGGGUUGGCCUAGGUGCAGCCGGACGAGCAAGCGCGGGUCCUGGUCAAGGUCGGCUAGGACUUGCGGUUGGAGGCGAGGGAGCGGCAAAUCCCGAGGCCAUGGUGCCCAGGAACCGUACAGCCAAGGAGUCUGGACGGAUGAAGAAUGCGUUCAAGCGGCUCCGAGGGGAAGCUGAGAAGAAGAGGCGACGUGGGAAUUCCGGUGGCGAUGAUGAUCCUGAUCAGCAGCAGGACCCGGAUGAGGAGCAUGAGGAGAGUGAAGGCGUCGAUGGUCCUGAUAAGCCAGGUAGACCUGCCGAUGCAAAUGGAGAUGGAAAGGAAAGGGGAAAGGAAAACGAGACCGUCGUGAUCAAUGGAGACGAACAUGAACAUGACAUGACCGAGGAUGGAGAAGGGGAUGAUGAGACUGCAACGAAACGCAAGACGAGGCCGAAAAGUUCGGGGAAAAGGACAAGGCCACGGCGGCAUCAGCGAUGA